This is a messenger RNA of Corvus hawaiiensis (hawaiian crow), 7713 nucleotides long. It is a transcript of the gene ARHGEF10, whose product is annotated as Rho guanine nucleotide exchange factor 10. Gene Ontology annotation, molecular function: protein binding; guanyl-nucleotide exchange factor activity. Gene Ontology annotation, biological process: mitotic spindle assembly; positive regulation of stress fiber assembly; actin cytoskeleton organization. Gene Ontology annotation, cellular component: centrosome. Bases 266 to 4327 code for a protein of 1353 amino acids. The record is from RefSeq and is a predicted model, not a curated record. NCBI's taxonomy places the organism in Eukaryota, Metazoa, Chordata, Aves, Passeriformes, Corvidae. The transcript is spliced from 31 exons.
GGGGCGGGGCGGAGCGGAGCGGGCCGUGCCGGGCGGCGGCCGCCUCGGAGCAUUUGGCGGCGGCUCCAGCCGCGGCGGAGGAGUGUUAAGAAUGAAGAAUCCUGAUGUUGCUGCAGUUACAGUGCACACGCCCUAAAGAGAAGGUAUUAGCACUCUGAGGUUGUGAGGUCUGCUGUGGAACAUCAUAGACUCCCACUUCCUUCAGUACCAGCUUCCAUGGUAAAAGAGUUUCCCAGUCUGCUAAAGGUGCGGUGGAUACACUACAAUGGACACAGAUGAUUUCCCUCCCCCACCACCAGAAGUUCUAGAGCAUGGACCGAAAGCCACAGGUCUGAAUGAUGAAGAGGAGGAUGAGGGAGAACAGUUUGACUUUGAUAGUGGAGAUGAGAUACCAGAAGCAGACAGGCAAGCCCUUGUGCCACCUAUUCCCGCUCCUGGAAAUAACAUAGAGCACCAAGAGGCUGGUGCUGCAGGAGCUGAUAAUUUAGAAAACAGUGAGAAGCCGCAAACAUCAGAACCUGCUGCAGAAGCCACUCUGGCCAAAGUAAAUCCCUACUCAGUCAUAAAUAUUUCCCCAAUCCAAGACAAGGAUCCAUCCUCAUCACCAGAACCAAGUCCUCAAGAUGAAUGUGCAAGUCCAAACUUGUCUGGUGGAUAUUCUGUUCCUGUCCCUUGUGGAUAUGCUGUGCCAUCCAACUUACCUUUGAUACUGCCAGCAUACUCCAGUCCUGUCAUCAUACGCAGUGUUUCUGUAGAUGAAGAAGGUACACAGUCAGCAACCGAAGAAUGUCAUUAUAAUUCUGUAAACUUGGAGGACCCUCAAAAUAGUGAAGAUAACCAGACCAAGAGAGAGGACGAUGCCCUGGCCAAAUGGGUUGCAGAUCCUGCAAAUACAGCAUGGAUGGAAAACCCGGAUGAGGUAAUUUACGAUGAUGUGCCAAGAGAAGAUUCAGACUCUGAACCAGAGGAAAUGAUUUAUGAUGAUGUUGAAAAUGGUGAUGAUGGUGGAAACAGCUCACUGGAAUAUGGGUGGAGCUCAAGUGAGUUUGAAAGCUAUGAAGAGCAGAGUGAUUCUGAGUGUAAAAAUGGAAUUCCCAGCUCCUUUUUGCGAGGCAACCACAAGAGACAUCUUUCUCAUGACCUAACGCGUUUAAAGGAGCAUUAUGAAAAAAAGAUGAAAGAUUUGAUGUCAAACACUGUGGGAGCAGUAGAGUUUCAGCAACUAAAGCAAAAACAUGAGCUGAAGAUGCAAAAGCUUAUGAGAGCUGCUAGAGAAGGUACCAAAGAUGGACUUGAAAAGACAAAAGCAGCUGUGAAGAAGGGUCGUUCCUUCAUUCGGACAAAAUCUUUCAUUUCUCAAGAUCACAGAUCAUCAUGUCUGGAAGAAGAAGAGCUAAAUUUAUUUAUUGAUGUGGACUGUAUGCAUACCGAAGCAAUUAUGACUCCUAUGCCUGAAGGAUUAUCACAGCAGCAGGUUGUGAGAAGGUAUAUUUUGGGCUCUGUAGUUGAUAGUGAGAAGAAUUACGUGGAUGCUCUCAAAAGAAUCCUGGAGCAAUAUGAGAAGCCCCUUUCAGAUAUGGAACCAAAAUUACUGAGUGAAAGAAAACUUAAAAUGGUCUUUUAUCGAAUUAAGGAAAUUCUUCAGUGCCAUUCAAUGUUUCAGAUUGCACUGGCGAGUCGUGUAUCUGAGUGGGACUCUGUUGAAAUGAUCGGUGAUGUCUUUGUUGCUUCAUUUUCUAAAUCUAUGGUAUUGGAUGCAUACAGUGAAUAUGUAAACAACUUCAGUACAGCAGUUGGGAUUCUCAAGAAAUCUUGUGCCACCAAACCUGCCUUUUUAGACUUCUUAAAGCAGUGUCAGGAGUCAAGCCCUGAUCGCAUUACACUGUAUGGUUUAAUGAUGAAACCUAUCCAGCGUUUUCCACAGUUCAUCCUACUAUUGCAGGAUAUGCUGAAGAACACUAAUAAAGGGCAUCCUGACAGAUUACCUCUACAGAUGGCUCUUACAGAACUUGAGACACUGGCAGAGAAGUUAAAUGAAAGGAAAAGGGAUGCAGAUCAGCGCUGUGAAAUAAAACAAAUAGCAAAAGCAAUGAAUGAACGUUACCUGAACAAGCUACUCAGCAGCGGAAACAGAUACCUCAUACGGACUGAUGAUAUGGUUGAGACCGUUUAUAACGACAAAGGAGAAAUUAUCAAAACCAAAGAACGGCGACUUUUCAUGUUAAAUGAUGUGCUGAUGUGUGCAACAGUAAAUAUUCGCUCUUCCUAUGAAAGCAGUGGCACCAUGACAACUGGCCAGAGGUACUUAUUGAAGUGGAGCGUACCGCUGGGACAAGUGGACGUCAUAGAGUAUGGCAGCAGUGAGGGCCAAGGAGAGAACUGCAGGUUCCCACCCCAGCACUCUGCUGAAAAUGUCAUCAUUAACUCUAAGCCAAACAAGCUCUAUAUGGGACCAGGGCAACUGUACCAUGAUCUGCAGAACCUUUUACAUGACUUGAAUGUACUUGGUCAAAUUAGUCAAUUAAUAAGCAGCCUUAAAGGAAACUACCAGAACUUGAACCAAUCUGUAGCCCAUGACUGGACCUCAGGUUUACAAAAACUGAUUUUGAAAAAAGAAGAUGAAAUCAGAGCAGCAGAUCGCUGUAGAAUUCAGCUGCAACUCCCGGGAAAACAGGAUAAGUCUGGGCGGCCAACUUUCUUUACAGCUGUGUUCAAUACAUUUACCCCUGCCAUCAAACAGUCUUGGAUCAACAAUUUACAAAUGGCCAAACUGGCCCUUGUGGAGGAUAAUCUGUUAGGUUGGUUCUGCAUAGAAGAUGAUGGGAAUCAAAUCAAAAAGGAGAAACAUCCUCUGCUUGUUAGACACAUGCCAGUGAUGAUGGCCAAGCAACAAGAAUUUAAGAUUGAAUGUGCUGCUUAUAAUCCUGAGCCAUACCUUGCCGGAGAAACAGAGUCAGAUUCCUGUGCUGCAGAACAUGGUUUUCUUUGGAUUGGCAGUUGUACUAAUCAGAUGGGGCAGAUUGCAAUAGUCUCAUUUCAAAGCUCCAGCCCCAAGGUUAUUGAGUGCUUCAAUGUGGAAUCACGGAUUCUCUGCAUGGUCUACAUACCAGAGGAGGAGAAGCUGAAAGAGCAAAACAAAGCUCCAGACUCUGAAAGUGUUCUUGCAAAAACUUCUAAUGUGCCUACUAUUUGCCUUGGCAUGGAAGAAGGAAGCAUUUCUAUUUACAAAAGUUGCCAAGGCUCAAAGAAAAUUCGACUUCAACACUUCUUCACUCCUGAAAAAUCAACGGUUAUGAGCUUAACAUAUAUGUCUCAAUACUUGUUUGCUGGCUUGGUAAAUGGAAACAUCUCAAUCUACACAAAAACAGAAGAUGGGACAUGGAACAUGGAACCUCAGAAGAUAGUUAAAUUGGGGGUUCUGCCUGUUAGAAGUCUGCUUGUGAUGGAGGAGACCAUUUGGGCUGCAUGUGGUGGACAAAUUUUUAUAAUCAGCGCUGUGACGCAUUCCAUAGAGAACCAUUUUGAAGCCCAUCAAGAGGAAGGGAUGGUAAUCUCUCACAUGGCUGUUGCUGGAGUGGGAGUCUGGAUUGCCUUCACAUCUGGAUCUACUCUUCGACUGUUCCACACGGAGACACUGAAACACCUCCAGGAUGUUAACAUUGCCACACCUGUUCACAAUAUGUUGCCAGGGCAGCAGCGUGUCUCUGUGACCAGCCUCCUGGUGUGCCAUGGUUUAUUGCUGGUUGGAACAAACCUGGGCAUAAUAGUAGCGUUACCGGUGCCACGCUUGCAGGGGAUUCCCAAAGUAACUGGAAGAGGAAUGGUGUCAUACCAUGCACACAAUAGCCCAGUCAAGUUUCUUGUAACAGCUACAUCUAUAAACAAGAAGAACAGAAACAAAUUGAGGAACAGCCUCCCUCCUGGCUCAGAACCUAAGGACGAUGACCAAAAGAACAUUCUGCACAGUGAAAGACCAGGCUCUUCCCUUAGUAACACCCAGGACACUGCAGUUUGGCUGGGGGAUUCAGUAGGGUCCAUUGCACAAAGAAGUGACUUGUCAUCAUCUUCUGGAUCCCUUACUUUGUCUCAUGGAUCAAGUUCCCUAGAACACAGACCAGAGGACAGUAACAUUUAUGAGCUUUUGAAGGAUCAAAAUAUCUCAUUUAAAAGUAAAAGACAGAAAUCUAAGAAAAUGAAAGCAAGUUCAGUAUUAGUAAUUUCUGGUGGCCAAGGACACAGAAGAGUAAACAAGAAGACCAAGCAGCAGCGACAAGAUGAACUAGUGUCUUCAGUAAUGGUCUGGCAAAUCCCACUAUUAAAUAUCUAACUGAACUAAAUCUAAGAUUGUUUUUGCUAUUAAAAAAGUGUGAUAUCCUUUUGUGGCUAAUACCAGCUUAGGACCCAAGCAGAUAGACGUUACACACCUGGGAGCUAUUUCAGUAGGCUUGGAUCACAGGAUUAAGGGUGCAGGUCUUCACAUACUUAGAACAUUCUGCAGUGUUGGAGUAUUGGAAAAUGUUUAGCUAUUGGUGCUGUCUUUGAUAUUUAGAAAAAAAGGAACUGCUAGGGACUUUUAAAUGGUUUUAGAAUCUCUUACCUUAUUUAUACGCACAUUUAUAAAUAUCAUAAUUAUGUUCUAUAGCACUUAGGGAAGGCAGGGAAGACAUUCCAUGUCUCAUGCUGGUUUCUGUUUACUUAAAUCAGUUGUUCCUACUUUUUCCAAAGUGACAUAUUGCAUGGAACAGUAGGUUUUAACAAAUUAGGAAAUAUUUUUAAAUAAUAAAUCAUAAGUAGCUAAUGUGAGCUAAUAUUAAUUUGGCAAGAACUAUAAUAGUUUAAAGCUUCGUUCCACAAACCAGAGUUGGACUAGAAGAAAACUGGCUAUAUUAAUUAAUCAGUAUUUGUUUAUUUCAACAUAGAACAUAGAUUUUUUUUAACUACUAGUUUCUAAUGCUCAGUGUUAUUAGAAAUGUUGCAGUACAAAAAGCAGUACAAAAGUACAAAUUUUCUUGGUAGGUACAAUGUGUCUGCGACUUGUUUUUGUUACAGAGAAAGUUGCAAGGAUGUGAUGGCUUCAGGCAAAUAGAAAAUACAGAUACAGGACAGCUGUGUAUUACAGUGCUGCUAACACAUCCUCCCUCUGCAAAUCAAUAUCAAAGCUAAACAUGGACUGUAACAUUUUUAAGGAGGCAUGCACAUGCAGUAAAUUAAUAAUGAAGUUAUUAAUUAAGUCAUUAAUUGGGAAGAUAUAUACUAAUAUAGGAAUAUCUAUAGAAAGUGCAGGUAAUCACUAGAGGUCAGCUGAGUUGUGCUGUGUCCCCAGACAAGCAUCUAUCAAAUAAUGUCACAGUGCAACAUCAGAGAUAUGGCGGGCACCUCUUUUCACCCAGUUUCAGCAAAGCACAGUCUGUAAAUGGGUGUUGGGAAAGUGGGGUGCAGAGCUUCAGUCCCUCAGAUGGGCAAGUUGUCACUUUAGUACUGUUAGAGGGAUGAAUUCUAAGUAGGGACCUAAUAAAUGUUUUAUUCAUGAAUUGAUGUAUUUCCAAAGGAAACUUUGAAUUUGGGAUUCCUACUGAAAUUGCCUGCUGCACUAAUCUCUGCACAUGUGAAAUAUAAGACAAAAGCUUCAGCUCAUAAAGACAUUGCCAGAAAUGGUGAUGAGACACAUCCUUCAGUCAAAAUCUGUUUACUACAGGUAACUUGAAUUGAGUCGCUGGGAAAAUUCUUUUCCCUUGUCAGUAGACUGAAAUACAGAGAAAUUAGUGUAAUUAAGUUUCAGUAACUAAUACUGUCCGUUAGUUCAGUAAAAUGCCAGUUAAGUAUAUCUGAAGUAGAUAGAAUGUUUGUCAGAUGUAUGCAUUGACUAGGAUCAAAUAAAACUUCUGGCUACUUUGGUACCAUUAUUAUCCCAGUAAAAGGGUGAUUUGCUCUGAAAUUGUUUCUGCUACUUCUAAUUCAAAGCCUUGAUUCCACCAUGUUUUGUUUCAAUCUGCCUGGUUUAAAUCACUAUCAACCAUAAUGGCAGUGUUUCCCAGCAUGUGCCAUUUCAAGGCAAACAGUGCUAGAGACUGAGGUAUUUUGUUGGAUAUAGCAGUAGGGUUGGGGUUUUUAAAAUGUUGCUGAAAUUUAUUUUCUUAAUUUUGCAGCAGAUUUGUGUGUGUCUUAAAUUUACAGUCUUGUCUGCUUUAAAAAGCAGACCUCUAUCAAGGUGGCCCCAAAAUCAGUGUGUAGGCUGACUGAGCAAGUUUGACAGAGCACUGGACUAAAGUCCCUGAUGCCUGACACCAAGUGAGUGGGACAGAGGGAAUGCUGGUGAAGGCAGUCUUUGCCUGCUAAGUGGCACCAAAAUAGGCAUUUCAAAAUCAGGUAUGCAUCCUGAUUCCAGAGGCUUUGUCCACAUCCUACAUUCCUGAUUAGAACAAGAUACUUGAGCCAUAAUAGCAUGGAUUUCAAUGAAUCACAAAGGAUACUUGUUAUAGAUGGGAUUGUAGGCUUAGGAUCUUCAUUACUGUUUUUUGCUUUUAUUCCAUGUCUUUUGCUGUGUGUCUUGCAACUUCAAUUGGGUAUUGUCAGUGUUGGCAUAGGCUUAGUGUUGGCUUGAGUCCUGGUAGGAAAAAAAAAAGAAAAAAAAGCAGAGUGCCUUUAAGCCAGGCAGCUGGCAACAUUUUCCCGAACUUUUUUUCUUCUCCCUGACCUACUGCCUAGGCUCCCCUGGCUUGAGAGAUCAAGGCCGGUUUCAUUUUCUAUACUCUUCCAUAGCUAUGGCCCUGGGAGCUGCUCUUUGCCCACUGUGUGGAAGUACUACAUUGUACAGUUUAAUGUAUGUAUAUUGAAAAACAAGUUAAAAGAUUCUUCUGUGUAUAAAGCAUAUAUAAUCUAGUAUCCCUUUGCUACACUGCAGCAAAAAGACCACAGGUUUUAUUUUGCAUGCUCCUUGGGCAUGGUAUUCCACAUCCCUGCCUUCAGGUCUGGAGAAUGGCAUCUACUCCCUCAUGGAUCCUGAUCACUAGGAGCAGAAAGCAGAGUCUACCACACACUCAACUGGAAAUCCAUGCAUGGUGUUAUUACAGGAUCCACUAGCAGUAAUUCAUGAGAGUUGUAAAGAGACAUUUAUCCUGUCUUUCAGCUGAAAUGUGAUUUUCUUCAGUUCCGUCAAUAAAACAGUAGAAACAAAGUACAAAUCUGCUCUUCUGAAAGUACAUUGGCCUUUUUCCAGUGAUUUCCGUAAGAACAGAAUGGGUUCCUCAUUAAAUUCUUCUAUUUUGAAAAUAACUAUCUUUAUCUUACUAAGCUGUAAAGCAAAAGAGAAGCUGUAUGUCUGACUUUAAAGAUACAUAUUGUCAUGAACUAGAUUUUAGUAACUAAGCACAAGGUGUGAUGUUUCUUUCUGACAUGCAACUUGCUGGUAUUACCUUACUAUGAAAACAGGCAGGAACCAAAGUUUCUCUUAGAGCUGGCAUGUAGUCCUUAUAGCUGUUGUAGACUGUGCUGCUAGGAGGUUGGAUUUUGCUUUCUGAUACUGCUUUUCUAGAUUAAUAGAAGUUAUGAAAACAAUAGGAAAAAAGGGGAGCAAAUGUAACCACUACAAGAUAUUCUAUAUAUGUUUUCUAACACAUAGUAGUGUCUUUUGUAACAUGAGCCAUAAAACUUGUGUAUUUAUGUUCAAAGUAUAAAUUGAGAAAAAUGUUUAAUAAAAAAUAUGAUAAAAAUUAA